Cydia pomonella (codling moth) is the source of this 3030-nucleotide messenger RNA. RefSeq names its product actin-related protein 10 (gene Arp10). NCBI's taxonomy places the organism in Eukaryota, Metazoa, Arthropoda, Insecta, Lepidoptera, Tortricidae. The coding region runs from base 308 to 1471 and encodes 387 amino acids. The record is from RefSeq and is a predicted model, not a curated record. Gene Ontology annotation, biological process: retrograde axonal transport of mitochondrion. The transcript is spliced from 8 exons.
GAGAUUUAAUUACCUCCACCUUCCAUAAUAUAUUUGCCUGCCUGGAACAUUUCAUGACGUCAUGUCACAUUUUGACGUUUUAUGUUUGACAAUUUCACAUUGACAAUUAAUUACUAAAUAACAAUGUAAUCUAGUAUCCAAUUCCAACUAACUAGCAUAGUGAUUAUAUGCUCUUUGCUAACUAGUUUCGUUGGGUUCGUUGAGAGAUUGGUCAAGCUUGACGAAAAUUUAUUUCAAUUUUCAAGUCUAAAUAAUGUAUUCAUGUUUAUAGUAUAAGACCACAGCAGCACUACAGGCAAGAGGUAAAAUGGCUUUAUACGAAGGCAUCGCGCUCAUCCAAGAGAAGCAAGCAGUGGUACUCGAUCUCGGUUCGGAGUAUACCAAGUUUGGUUUCACGGGCGAGGCAGCACCUCGCUGCAUCAUACGCUCGCAGUUCUGGAGUCCUGAGCUGCGCCGGUUCAAAAGAGUUUAUGAUUAUGCCAACGAAGAUGAGCUGUAUGACAACCUAGUGCACAUGCUGCAUCUACUCUACUUCAGACAUGUGUUGGUGAACCCUAAAGAGAGGCGUGUGGUUGUGGCCGAGUCACUGCUGACCCCCACAGCUUUUCGUGAGACUCUUGCCAAGGUGCUCUUUACACACUAUGAGGUUUCUGGCGUCGCGUGGGCUGACAGUCCGCGACUGUGUGCACUGACACUGGGUGCGCCAAUAGUGCUCGUCGUCGAGAUCGGCGCUCGCGAGGCCGAGGUCUGUGCAGUAGUCCAUGGGUCGGUGGUGCUAAAAGCACUGCAGGCAGCCCCAUUGGGUGCUUUAGCGGUGCGCGCCGAGCUUGCGCGCAUUCUUGACGAGGAUAACAAAACAGAAUUGAACCUGGACCCGACUGUGCUCGAAGAUAUUGCAGUAAAAACCUGCCUAGUCACGACGCGCGAUCGAGCUCUACAGUGGGCUUCCGAUACCCCACCAACCCCGGCCAAGAGCGUGCGCUACCCGCUCCCUUCCGGCGGCGCCAUCACCGUGUCCGGGCGCGCGCGCGAGCUAAGCGCCGAGCCGCUAUUCCUGCGUGACAACGAGUAUAGCUCGCUGCCCGACCUGCUGCUGCAGUGCAUCAUACAGUGUCCCAUCGACGUGCGGCGCGCCCUGGCGGACAACAUGCUGGUAUGCGGCGGCGGCGCCGCGCUGCCCGGCCUGCGCGCGCGCCUCAAGGCCGAGCUGCAGCACGCGCUCACUGAGCCCGUCUACAGCGAACGCCUCCACUUGACGUCACUGAAGUUCCACAACGCUCCCGCGCACGCGAACUGCGUAUCGUGGCUGGGCGGCGCGCUGCUGCUGGCGGGCGCGGGCGGCGGCGCAGGGGACGCGGCGCGCGCGGCGCCGCGCGACGCCUUCCUGCGCGAGCGCCGCCUGCGCGACUGGGUGUGCCUGCUCGACAACACGCCGCCGCACCAUCCCGCCAGGGAGCACCACCAGAUCUAACGCGGGCGCCGCGCGACGCCUUCCUGCGCGAGCGCCGCCUGCGCGACUGGGUGUGCCUGCUCGACAACACGCCGCCGCACCAUCCCGCCAGGGAGCACCACCAGAUCUAACGCGGGCGCCGCGCGACGCCUUCCUGCGCGAGCGCCGCCUGCGCGACUGGGUGUGCCUGCUCGACAACACGCCGCCGCACCAUCCCGCCAGGGAGCACCACCAGAUCUAAUGCCUUGCCUUUAUACAUAGAUAAGCUCAAAUAGUUGAUUUCUCCAAAUCCGCGCUGACCACCCAACAGGGCCCCGCCACGUGACUACUUUUCACGUUUUCACUGCCGCCACUUGAAGGGCUAAAGCAGGCCAUGAUAAAACAGCAAGCCAAGUUUACAUAUUUGCAUUUGUCUAAAGCUUUAAUGUAUUUUUUUUUAUGGUCGUUAAGCACGAAUAAUUUCGUACGUUGACCCGCCAUUUCCUAUCUCUAUCGCACGCGCAUAAUUAUAUUGCUUUGCCGCUCGCAGUGUCAUUGACCGCUGGGCUAUGGGCGGGACAGCAACAUAAUUGCACACGUGCGAUAGCAAUUGGAACAGGGCUACAACCGCGAAAAUCGAAGUUCGUCAAUUGCGGGCAUUUUUCUGUCACUCUAACUACUUCUUAGUGAGAGUAAAAAAGAAAGAUCCCCGCAAAUCCUUAAUUAAAGAUACAAUAGCUAAUUACAUUUAUAAAUACUUUAAACAAACAGAUCUGAGUUGUAACUGAAUGUAUUUAUCCGGGUACAGUCAAGGUCGCAAAAUUACAUUAUCAUUAAUAAUUUAAUUAUUUAAUGCCUUCGCUGUACCAUAAAGUAAUAAUAAAUAAAAAGUAUGCUGCAAUCAAACAUACAAUAAUUAGUACACAUACAUUAAGACUAAAGGCAGAACAUCCUAAUUAUUGUUGUUUGAAUGCUUUCUUAACAUCAUAUAUCGAGCAAUUAAAUAUAUCGACUUCAGACAGUUUUGAAUUAUUAUUAAAUAACUUGCAAGCACGCCUGACAUAAUUAUUAUGUGCAUAACUGGUUCUAGUUUUAGGUAUUGCGAACAGCUCCCUUUUGCGACACAUACGUUGUCUUUUGCGAUAAUAAUUAAAUAUUGAUUAUCUCCGAAAUUGAGUUAAUUAGAAUACCGGUGUCUUUGAGAAAGUUACUUAAUUUAAGCUCAGGGAUGCACCCUUGAAAUUAACGAAAAAAAAAACACGGUGUAUAGCUUGAUUAUACCACGAGUGCCUGGGGGCCUACCGGGAAAAUCGAAAUUCGCAAAUUGCGGGGAUCUUUCUCUUUUACUCUCACUAAGACGUAAUUUGAGUGACUGAGAAAAAUGCCCACAAUUGACGAACUUCGAUUUUCGCGGUAGGCCUCCUGAACUCGUCUUCUAGACUUUAUUAUUUAAAAGUAAUGUAACGUUAGACCUAAGGUGAAUGAGAAUAACAUAGCAUCUCCUACCAGUCCUAUACCUAAUGCUUAACUAUUGGACAAUGCACAUGUUUUAUUUAUAGGUAAUAAUUUAUUUAUGAAAUAAAAUACAUUAUUUAGCACGU